Messenger RNA from Lates calcarifer (barramundi perch), 1027 nucleotides. Its product is annotated as PRELI domain-containing protein 1, mitochondrial. Gene Ontology annotation, biological process: phospholipid transport. Gene Ontology annotation, cellular component: mitochondrial intermembrane space. Gene Ontology annotation, molecular function: phosphatidic acid transfer activity. Lineage: Eukaryota; Metazoa; Chordata; Actinopteri; Centropomidae. The transcript is spliced from 6 exons. The record is from RefSeq and is a predicted model, not a curated record. The coding region runs from base 285 to 917 and encodes 210 amino acids.
AAAACAGUCCGACUCGGUCCACCACUGCCUGUCCUGUCACAUGUAGCAAAAUGUCUGUUAUUAGCUAACUUUAGCUAAUUUUCGGUUACAGCCACAGCAGGCAGGCACUCUGCGGACAUUUAUUAGCUUAAUAUUUCAUCAGUGAUCAGUCAUUCAGCAGUGACCUCAGGACCGUUUCAGACUUUGGAUGGAGUCAGCGCUCUUGUUUUCAUCGUUUUGUGUAGUCACAGAGAGGAACCUGAGGGUUCUGGAUUCAGGCCAUCCUGCACAUCAGCGAGAGAAGAAUGGUCAAGUAUUUCUGUAAUAACACAGACAUCAGGAGCACAUGGGACCAUGUUGUCUCUGCUUUCUGGCAGAGGUAUCCUAACCCAUUCAGCACCCAUGUUCUCACAGAGGACGUCGUGUACCGGGAGGUGACCACGGACCACCGGCUCCUCUCCAGACGCCUCCUGACCAAGACCAAUCGGCUGCCUCGCUGGGCGGAGCGGUUCUUCCCCGCUGGCAUGUCUCGCUUUGUGUACAUCGUUGAGGACUCCAUCGUUGACCCUGUCAACAGAAGCCUAACCACCUAUACCUGGAACCUCAACCACACAACUCUCAUGUCAGUUGAAGAACGUUGCGUUUUCCAAGACUCGGCGGAGCAGCCAGCCACCACCCAGCUCAAACGGGAGGCGUGGAUAUCCUCAAGCAUUUAUGGCUUCUCCAGACCUAUUCAGGAGUUUGGAUUGGCCCGCUUCAAGAGCAACCAGGUGAAGGCCAUGAAGGGGCUGGAAUACGCACUGUCCAACUUACAGGGAGAGAUGCCCCAGCGGCUGCUCAGGGACUCAGUGAAGGACGCAUCGGGAAAAGCCAAAGAAGCAGCCAAGAACCUGGCCUCAGCUGCUAGCGCCCCACAGAAACCCCAGCAGUACAUCUGACAGGAUGAACUGCGCAGGUGACAUGAACUCAACACGCUGCCUUUUUUACUUCUCGAUCACCUCAGCUACGCUGAAGUUCGGCCGGGCACUUUUUGUUUUGUCCCCGGGGA